Messenger RNA from Xenopus laevis (African clawed frog), 2041 nucleotides. RefSeq names its product matrix metallopeptidase 28 S homeolog (gene mmp28.S). Gene Ontology annotation, molecular function: metalloendopeptidase activity; zinc ion binding; metallopeptidase activity. The record is from RefSeq and is a predicted model, not a curated record. Gene Ontology annotation, biological process: extracellular matrix organization; collagen catabolic process; proteolysis. The coding region runs from base 677 to 1930 and encodes 417 amino acids. Lineage: Eukaryota; Metazoa; Chordata; Amphibia; Anura; Pipidae. Gene Ontology annotation, cellular component: extracellular matrix. The transcript has 10 exons.
GGUCAGCAUCUGGCAUUGAUAGCACAUUUACCAUUUAAAUGAAUCAGAAACAGUAACUUUCAGAGACCCUUUUUUAUUCAUUUGGUUCUCUGCACUAGGACCAUGUUAAUUAAGUUGCCUUUUGUGCCAUCACCCUUAAAAUACUGUUUUCAGAAUUAAUUUUCCAGCUGAUUAGUCAAAGAUUUGCUUGUAAAUGAAUUACCAGUGAUCUGCCUUGUGUCUCUUUAUACUGUCUGAAGUGCAACUUGAGAAUAGAGUAAAAGAUCAGUUUUUAAAUGAAGGUCUUUUGCUUUCUGCGCAGAUAAAGCAGCAGUUAUGUUACCUACACAACUUUUUAUAAUAAAAUUGUGCACUGAUGCGCAUUUAAAAUUUCCCACAUUUUGAGUUUUCCACAUAUGUAUGCACGAACGUGUUUUUGGAAAAAUAUGGCUACCUUGAAGAAACGACUAAACAACAUAAUGGAAAACAACUUGCAUCAGCAGUCAGGGCUUGAAAUACUGGCAGUUACAUGCAUGGGUAGGAUUUUGUCCAACAUUUAGGAGCAGAAAGGAUUAAAAUCCAGACAUGAUUCUGGGAAGAAAGAAGAGUACUUGUUAAAGCAUAAACCAUCAUAGAGUUUCAAUGGCUGUCUCACCUGCCAGUCAGUGGACAGCUGGACACCAUAACAGUACAACAGAUGGUACAACCUCGAUGUGGAAUGAAGGAUAUUGAAUCACUAGAACUGGUCAAAAGUCACCAUCAUGGUCAGCAACGCAGGAAACGUUAUACAUCCAAAAAUAAGAAAUGGUAUAAACGACAUUUAACUUAUCAGAUUGUCAACUGGCCCUGGUACCUAUCCAAGCAUCAGGUCAGGCAGGCGGUGAAAGCAGCGUUCCAGUUGUGGAGCAACGUUUCCUCUCUGACAUUCUCUGAGGCUCUGCGAGACCCUGCAGACAUCCGUUUAGCGUUCUAUGAAGGGGAUCACAAUGAUGGUGCAGGGAAUGCUUUUGAUGGACCAGGUGGAGCCUUGGCACAUGCUUUUUUCCCCAGAAGGGGGGAGGCCCAUUUUGACAGUGCCGAACACUGGUCAUUAGAUGGUAAGGGCAGAAACCUAUUUGUUGUACUGGCACAUGAGAUUGGACAUACUUUGGGGCUGCAGCACUCCUCCUUCAAAAAUGCCCUGAUGUCCCCUUACUACAAGAAACUGAAUAAAGACUAUGUACUGAACUUCGAUGACGUCCUGGCCAUCCAAAAUUUGUACGGAGCACCCCCUAGUGGAAAUCUGGUGCAACUCCCUGGAAAACAAUUUGUGUUUUUUCAGGACUGGAGUCCUGAAUCACAUGAAGAUUCAGGAAUAAAACAGUUUUCCUACUGCCACUCCAUCUUUGAUGCCAUCACAUGGGAUUUGAAACAGACGUUAUACAUCUUUAAAGGCCGUCACUUUUGGACAGUCUCAUUGGAUUGUAAAAUCUCACCUCCCCAAACUCUUCAGAAGCGCUGGAAGAAACUCCCUUCUUAUGUUGAAGCUGCAGUGGUAUCGGGUUUAGAUGGAAAAUUCUACUUCUUCAAAGGUGGAAGGUGUUGGAGGUACAACGAUUCCAUGUUAGAAGAAGGCUUUCCUCAAAAAUGUAGUAUGAAUGGUUUGCCUCAUCGUCCUGACACUGCACUUUACUUUCAGCCUCUUGGUCACUUGGUCAUCUUCAAGGGCUCUAAAUAUUAUGUGGUUAAUGAAGAGUCUCUAACAGUGGAACCUUACUACCCACGCAGCUUGCAGGACUGGAAAGGUGUGCCAGCCAACAGUCACAGUGUUCUGACCCAUCACAAUGGAGCGGUCUAUUUUUUCAAAGGUGACAAAUACUGGUUAUUUGACCAAAACAAGCUGAAAGUAACUACUUCUGGGAAGUGGGCUGAAGACUUGUCUUGGAUUGGUUGCAAAAAGGAUGCAACUUGAUUUGUCCUUCAAUGUUAAAAUGGCUUAAUUUUUUUCUGCAUAGCCCUAAGAAUCUCAAUCCUGUAUUGCCAUAAAGAUAUACCAAAGAAUAAAACCUUGGACAGCUUCAAA